GGGCUCCAUCUAUGGUUCUCUCAGCCUCUAGAACCUUCUUCUGCUAGAACCCUAAAUUAUAAACCCAGAACCAACUCCUCCAUUGAUUCGAAUCCAUACAUUUUCUUCAAAGACCAUUCUCUGAAACUUCUUCUUCUUCUUUUUUUUUAAUCGUCUCCGAGGGUAAAAGCAAAAGAAGCAGUGGCAAAUGGCGGACGAAGUGGCGCUAGAUUUAGAGGAACUUCGCCAGCUUCAAAGCAUUGCCAAGAGGCCUAGGAUUCUUUCCCUUCUUUCCUCCGAGAUUGGCAACUUGGAGAAGUCGUCAAAAGAUGCAUCUUCCGGAACUACUUCAAAGUCUUCAACUCCAAUUCCAGUUCCAGCCAAGGUGCCUGCAACCCCUGCAAUUAACUAUGUUACUCUUGGAUCAUUCAGCUGGGAUCAAGACGGAGACAAAGUGAAGAUUUAUGUGUCAUUGGAAGGAGUGGAUGAAGAGAAAGUGGAGAGUUCAUUUAAGCCAACCUCUUUUGAUAUAAAAUUCCAUGACGUCCAAGGGAAGAACUACCGAUAUGCCGUACCAAAACUGAACAAGGAAAUAGUUCCAGAAAAGUCAAAGAUGGUCGUCAAGCCAAACAGGGUUAUAAUCACGUUGAUUAAAGCUUCGAAGGGAAACUGGCUGGAUUUGCACCACAAGGAAGAUAAGCUGAAGCCGAAUAUGGAAAAAGAUCGUGAUCCUAUGGCAGGAAUAAUGGAUUUGAUGAAGAACAUGUAUGAGGAAGGGGAUGAAGAUAUGAAGAGGACCAUUGCAAAAGCUUGGACAGAUGCAAGAUCUGGGAAAACAGCUGAUCCUAUGAAAGGUUUUCGAUGAACUUUUUACUGAUGGCAGCUGGAGAUGGAAAGAUUGUCCAAAAUCUUGUUAUUGGAUUCUUUGGUUGGCCUAUCUUGCUUCUUGUUUGUAGAUGGUUUAUGUUUUAUUAGAACUAGUUGAGCUCUACUUUGAAGGAGGUAAUUACUGAGCUUUAAUCAUGGUCAAUGAUUUUUGGUAUGCUACUCUUUAACUUUGGCCGAGUAUUUUGAAAGGAAAAUGUAUAUUUGAAGCUGAAUCAAUUCCUAGGCUCCUUGGUUGUGGUUUGAUUUCUAA
Messenger RNA from Macadamia integrifolia, 1117 nucleotides. Its product is annotated as calcyclin-binding protein-like. Gene Ontology annotation, molecular function: ubiquitin protein ligase binding; S100 protein binding; tubulin binding. NCBI's taxonomy places the organism in Eukaryota, Viridiplantae, Streptophyta, Magnoliopsida, Proteales, Proteaceae. The record is from RefSeq and is a predicted model, not a curated record. The transcript has 5 exons. The coding region runs from base 188 to 844 and encodes 218 amino acids.